Molecule: messenger RNA, 780 nt
Organism: Fomitopsis serialis
Lineage: Eukaryota; Fungi; Basidiomycota; Agaricomycetes; Polyporales; Fomitopsidaceae
Exons: 4
Coding region: 1-780 (259 amino acids)
Source: RefSeq, a predicted model, not a curated record
AUGUCCGCUGUAUUCGAUGACAUAGACGUGUCUGACGAGAGGGUUAUCCUUACGUAUGCGGUGUUGGGCCCCUCCGCCUUGCCGGGGGAUGCCCUCUACCUCGAGGUCCGUGCUCGUAUCCGCCACUUUGAGCUAGAUGGAGGUCCAGCGUUCAUCAUUGAAUGGACAAGCUCGUCGGGCGACUUCAGUAGGCUGUCCUUCGAUGUCUGCGAAUCGGACGACGACGAGAAUCUUCCAUGGGAUGGUAACGUGGAUAGUCAGUCCCACAACGACGGAGCUCCGCAGGCCCUUGACCUACCUGGUACGCUCAACAUGUCGACGUUGCCACUCAAUGGCCAACUAUCGGAGAACGACUUGAGUGGCAAUGCGCGACUGCGAGGUGAGGACGAGUCGGACGCCGAAUAUGACCAGCAAGGUGGUACUGUUGGGCAAGGUACAGAUGUGAGGACUCCCGUGGGAGGGAAUGACGCACAUGACGACGGGAACACGGACGAAGGCAGUUCGCUCUUCGUAGACUUUCAGUAUGUCGUCGACAAUGAUGAAGAACUGAGCCAUGAACUCGACCCAGUUAUCUACAAUUACUUGUACGACCACUACCACGACAAGUUGGAAGGGGCGAAGGAAGUUUACGUUGUGCGAGUUCCUCAUGUGACAGAAGAUUUUUGGUCCCUCCGUCUCUUCGUCAAGAAGAAGGUUCAUGGCGAUCUGAAGAUGUACCUGACGAGCCCUCCUCUGUCUGUGUGCAGGGUGGCGACAUAUCGCGAGCGGACUGAGGCUUAG